CUGGUGGCCAACGUCGGGGACUACCGGCUCUUCGUGCCGUGGUGCCGCCGCUCGGCCGUGCUGUCCCGCCGCGGCCACGUGCUGCGGGCCGAGCUCGAGGUCGGCUUCCCGCCCCUCCACGAGCGGUACCUCUCCGAGGUGGCCCUGGGGCCCCGGCAGAUCCGGGCGGUGAGCAGCGACUGCCGGCUCUUCAGGCACCUGGAGACGCUGUGGCGCUUUGGGCCAGGGCUGCCGGGACGGACGGACACCUGCUCGCUGGAUUUCUCGGUCUCCUUUGAGUUCCGCUCGGCGCUGCACUCCCGGCUGGCCGGGCUCUUCCUGGACGAGGUGGCGAAGCAGAUGGUGGCCGCCUUCGAGGGCCGGGCGCGGGAGCUCUUCGGGCCACAGGCUGCCGCCCGCCCCGCGCAGCGAGCAGCGUGCCGGGCCUGAGCUCGGCCGGACCCCGCCGUCAGCCCCGCUGAGGGCCUCCCCCUAUUUAUGGCUAUUUAACCACCCCAGAGAUAAGUUAUUUUUUCUAAGCCCCGCUUCUGUUGAACGCUGUCGACACGAGGACCAAACGCCCGUGGGCCAGGCCUGUACGCGGACCGUGCGGACGCUGCUUGUAGUGCUUCGCCAAUAAAACGUGGUGCACGGA
Molecule: messenger RNA, 634 nt
Organism: Cygnus atratus (black swan)
Lineage: Eukaryota; Metazoa; Chordata; Aves; Anseriformes; Anatidae
Product: coenzyme Q-binding protein COQ10 homolog B, mitochondrial-like
Exons: 3
Biological process (GO): ubiquinone biosynthetic process; cellular respiration
Cellular component (GO): mitochondrion
Molecular function (GO): ubiquinone binding
Source: RefSeq, a predicted model, not a curated record